UAGCUAGAAAUUAAAAAGCGAUCAUUUUCCAUGGCACAAAAAGUUGUUUUGUUGGACCUAAUGGCAAGCCCAUUUGGUGCUUUGGUGAGGAUUGGCUUCGCAGAGAAAGGUGUGGAAUAUGAACGAAUGGAAGAAGAUCUAAGUAACAAAAGUACAUUGUUAUUGGAGAUGAAUCCGAUCCACCAAAAAAUUCCGGUUCUUAUCCACAACGGAAAACCUAUCUGCGAGUCUUCCGUUAUUCUAGAGUACAUAGAUGAGGUAUGGUCCGGAAAUUCUCAUUUAUUCCCAUCCGACCCUUAUGAACGAGCCCACACUAGGUUUUGGAUUGAUUACAUCGGCCAAAACAUAUAUAAUAAAGCGAGUGCAUUUGCAUAUAAGACUACUUCGGUAGAAAUGCAAGAAGCGGCAAAAAAAGAGUUGGUGAAGUGCUAUAAGGUGUUGGAAGAGGAGCUCGGGAACAAACCCUACUUUGGCAGAGAAAGCUUCAAUGCAAUAGACAUCACGCUAAUUCCUUUCUACACAUGGUUCCAUUCAUUAGAAAAGUUGGGGCUAAAGAUAAGGGAAGAGUGCCCUAAGAUUGUAGAAUGGUCCGAGAGGUGCAUGAAACGAGAGACUGUUUCCAAGUCUCUUCUUAGCCCUGAAAGCACCUAUGAGGUCGUGCUCUACUUAAGGAAUGAAUUAUUGUCGGGAAAUUAAGUAUAAGUUGUUAUUGUUGUUGAACUUUGAAGUUGUUUAGUUUCAGUUGAUUAUAUUUACAUUUGUGAUAUGUG
Messenger RNA from Impatiens glandulifera, 770 nucleotides. Its product is annotated as probable glutathione S-transferase. Gene Ontology annotation, molecular function: glutathione transferase activity. The transcript has 2 exons. Gene Ontology annotation, biological process: glutathione metabolic process. The record is from RefSeq and is a predicted model, not a curated record. Lineage: Eukaryota; Viridiplantae; Streptophyta; Magnoliopsida; Ericales; Balsaminaceae. Gene Ontology annotation, cellular component: cytoplasm. The coding region runs from base 31 to 696 and encodes 221 amino acids.